UUAGUAAAUUCUGUAUCAGGUUGGUCAGUAAACGUUUUCAGUUGUAUUUUAGUACCUAUUAAAAAAUGCGAUUAUUUAUAAAUAUCACGAAAAGCGUCGUAAUCAUUACGUCUUUGCGGCAUUUGAAGUAUCUGGUUACCUUUUUAGUACUUAUGAAUUUUGUGAACGCUCAGCGUAUCAAGGACGACAUGUACACCUCGAUCAAUGGAGCACAUUGCUUUCGUCGAUUAAACGGAACACAUGUUACAGGUUGUAGCUCGGAACUGGGUGGGUCAGUAGGCGUUUUACAUUUCGUGUAUUCUACCGCCGAUAUUGAUUUUGUCACCGAACAACAUCCGGCUCCUCCGUAUGCCCCAGUUAUUCCACCGCAUUUGUUCACAAGAGAGCAUAUUUUGCGAUUGCGUGACCAUGGAAGAAAACAUAUAUCGGCAGUGAUAUUGAUUAACAACGCAACGAUGUUGGAUAAUUACAGUCAAGAAUCACGGUGCCCUAAUCAAUUUAGCGGGUUGAUUAGUCCAACCGAAGAUGACGAGUCUUGCCGUGUCGAUCAACAAGAAAAAAGUUGGAAUCCGUGGGGAACAGGAUUGCUUCUAGAAGACUUGCCAUUUCCAAUUUAUUAUGUUGCGGAUCCAGAUGAGAUUGCUAAGCUGUAUGAUUGUUUUGAGAAAUUCAACAAUUAUGAUCUGAGUUACCAACAUAGUAGAAGUUUAUGCAGUAUCCAAGUAAACGCUUUCAUGUCAGCCGCUGUGGACUCUCGCGUUUGCUUAGCGAGAUCGACUUUUUUCAACACGUUGAAUCCAGUAAAAUUUUGUGAUCCAUUACAAGGGAAAAAUGUUUUUGCUACUCUCUUCCCGCGUGUUCAUGUGAAUCUAGAAGACCGAAAGGUAGAUUUAACGGAGAGAUUCAUUCUGCUGUCUACUAGAAUGGACACAACGACCAUGUUUGACGGAAUCGGUCUUGGAGCGAUGGAUUCGCUAGUACCUUUCGCAGUUUUGAUGGCAAUUGCACAUUUCCUGGCCAAAGUUUUUCCGCAACGACAAAAUUUAACGGACACAAAUGUUUUGUUUGUUUUUUUCAACGGAGAAUCGUAUGAUUAUAUUGGAUCGCAAAGAUUUGUGUAUGAUCUACAGAAAGGAGCUUUUCCUACCAAAGGUGGCUUAUCUAAUCCAAUAUCAUUGAACAAUAUCGAUCUAAUGAUUGAUUUUGGAACUAUGGAUGAUCUUAAUAAUCUCAAGUUAUAUCACGCAUCGCAUUUGUCGGAGGUUCCUCGAAUAAGCCGGAUUAUUGAGCGUAUAAACUUGUCUUUAGGUUUCAACGUCAAACUCGAUAGUCCUACAUUAACGAAAAACUUACCACCAAUGUCAUCGCAUUCAUUUCUUCGAGAAAAUAGCUCAUUUCCUGCAAUAAUGUUAGCAUCUGCACCAGGAAAUCAUUUCUAUCAUUCAAUAUACGACGAUAAUGAGAAUUUGAAAUUCAUGUACGGAAACCAUUCAAAAGAAGUCGAUUUCACACAGCUAGAAAACCUAUCACAACCAAACAUGUACUUUUCGAGGGAUUCAAUACAGAUUCGGAUUCGCAAUAUGUCAUCUUUGCUGGGAAUGAUGAUAUUUGAAUUGAUCUCCGGUACGCCUUACGCAACGCAUUUUGGAACAAACAGUAUUCUAAUCGACGAGUUUUUAUACUGUUUUCUGCAUUCGGCUGAUUGCCCUCUGUUUAACGCAGCCGCGAAGCCAGAUUCGCCUAAAGCGUUUCCCGUACCACCAACUCGGUAUAUAAGUGUUCAUUCUACACUUCCUUCUGAAGCAUCUGGGUGGAUACACCGACUGCUAGGUCUUUUAGUCGGACAAAUAGCAGACAAGAACACUAAGGCUGAUUGCCAAGCACUGCAUUUGCCAUACAAUUGGUAUGCCGGUUACUCUGGAUUAGGAGAAUGCCGUUUGACUACACAGAACUUCAGUCAGGCUAUGUCACCGGCAUUUUUAAACGAUAGCUAUGAUUUUUCCUCCGGGCGGUAUUCCACGUGGACUGAAUCGACGUGGCGUGAAAUGUCGGCACGAAUAUUCCUGCGACCAUCAGCAUCCCAUGAGACCCUCACGCUGUCUAUCGGAUUCAUUGUGAUGGUGCUUUCUUUUGUGCUAGUAUUUUUCAUUAGCAGCCGUUCAGAUGUACUGUUCAAUCAGACUGCAUCAACAAUUCCCAUUGCACCGCCCACACAAUGUUAAAUGUCUACCAUUGAGCAACUAAAAUGCGAUUCCGGUGAGCUGUUUUCUAUUUAACCCGUAUGCACUGCAAUUCAGGAAGCUUUGAUUUAUUCUGAAUUAGUUUUGUAAACUACAGAAUCAAAAAUAAUAAAACGUGACUAUUUCUAACUCAUUAUGCGAGAUAAAAAUAUGAAUGCUGU
Molecule: messenger RNA, 2401 nt
Organism: Sabethes cyaneus
Lineage: Eukaryota; Metazoa; Arthropoda; Insecta; Diptera; Culicidae
Gene: Nct
Product: nicastrin
Exons: 3
Coding region: 66-2222 (718 amino acids)
Biological process (GO): Notch receptor processing; protein processing
Cellular component (GO): membrane
Source: RefSeq, a predicted model, not a curated record